Rubroshorea leprosula is the source of this 3028-nucleotide messenger RNA. NCBI's taxonomy places the organism in Eukaryota, Viridiplantae, Streptophyta, Magnoliopsida, Malvales, Dipterocarpaceae. The record is from the annotation of a GenBank genome assembly.
CUCUGCCCAAGCUGCUCCUCAUGAGGGAAGGAUGAGUAACCCUCAAAUGGCCACUUUUGUUUAGGAAUUUAUGGCGGAGAUGAGACGUCAAGCAUCUUCUGCCAUGAGUGUGCCAUCUCCAUCCCCAAUGGUUUCCACUCCUACGGCCCCUACUCCUAUUUCUCCUGCUCUUAUAUCUUCUACUCCUGCUGUGCCUAGUUGGAAAGUCUAUACAGAAUUCCAGAAGGUGGUGACCAAGAAAUUUGAUGGUACCAUGGGUUUUGAGCAUGUGGGGUCAUGGAUUAUCGAGGUGAAGAGGGGAUUUCGCCUACUAAAGAUUUCUGAUGUGGGCAGUUAUAUGCUUACAGGUGAAGCAUUGACUUGGUGGGAGAGUUACUUGAAGCUACACCAAGGAGAGCCUGAAUUGAGCACCUGGGAUGGUUUUAAAAAGGUGUUCAUGCAAGAGUACAUACCCGAUAGCAAAAGGAAUGAGCUGCAAAGGGAAUUUGCAGAUCUUAAACAAGGGACACGUAUUGUUGAGCAGCAUCAGCAACCUAGUGUACUCAUCCUGCUCCACCUACUUGCCCCACUUGUGGAAGAGUUGGGCACACUCACAACCAGUGUCACAUUACUAUUGGGGCUUGCUUCAGAUGUGGCAAGCAAGGACAUCGGGUUGCUAAUUGCCUGCAGUGCAUCACACUCUUUUAUAGCUCGAUCUUAUGCUUUGAAAAGAGCCGUACUUGUUGAUACCUCCGAUUUUGAACUGCAUGUAGACACCCCUUUUGAAGGGGGUUUCUUAGUUUCUGUCACUGAUGCUAGUAGUGUGACGUUGAGACUAGAAGACAUCCCUAUGGUGUGUGAGUUUCCGGAUGUAUUUCUAGAGGAUCUCCCAAGUUUACCUCCAGAUAGAGAGAUUGAAUUUACUAUUGAUUUUGUUCCUGGUACCGGACUUAUUUCCAAAGCCCCGUACCGUAUGGCUCCUACGGAGUUGAAGGAGUUAAAGGUCCAACUGGAGGAACUCCUUGAGAAAGGGUUUAUACGACCUAGUGUGUCACCUUGGGGAGCUCUAGUGUUGUUUGUUAAAAAGAAGGAUGGGAGCAUGAGACUGUGCUUAGAUUACCGAGAACUGAAUAAGUUGAAGAUUAGAUCUAAUGAUGUGCCAAAGACUACCUUCCGUACUCGCUAUGGUCAUUAUGAAUUCUUGGUUAUGCCUUUUGGCUUAAUAAAUGCCUCUACAAGAUUUAUAGAUUUUAUGAAUCGGGUAUUUAGCAAGUACCUAGAUAAGUUUGUGGUUGUCUUUAUUGGCGACAUUUUGAUUUACUCUUCUAGCCAUGCUCUUCAUGAAAAGCACUUAAGGACAAUUCUCGAGACAUUGAGAAGUGAGAGGCUAUUUGCUAAAUUUAAGAAGUAUGAAUUUUGGCUAGAUAAUGUUGCAUUCCUAGGUGACGUUGUGACUAAGGAUGGAAUCUCCGUUGACCCCCAAAAGAUUAAGGUCGUGGUGGAUUGGAAAAGCCCGAAUAGUGUUGUAGAAGUCCAUAGUUUUCUGGGAUUGGCUGGUUGUUACCACCAAUUUGUGGGAGAUUUCUCUAGAAUUGCUCUGCCAAUGACCCGUUUGAUUAGGAAGGACACCAAAUUUGAGUGGACUCUAGAGUGUGAGAAGAGCUUUUUGACCAUUGAAGAGAAACUGGUCACUGCUCCUGUACUUACACUUCCCAUCAAUGGGGAAGGAUUCACUAUAUAUAGUGAUGCCUCUAAAAAGGGUUUGGGAUGUGUCUUGAUGUAUAAAGAUAAGGUUAUUGCAUAUGCUUCAUGGCAGUUAAAGCUUUAUGAAGAAAAUUACCUUACCCAUGAUCUGGAGUUGGCAGCUAUGAUAUUUACACUCAAGAUCUGGAUGCAUUAUCUAUACGGUGAGACCUAUGAAAAUUUCACCGAUCAAACAAGAGUCUCAAGCAAAGCCAACAAAGUAGCAGAUGCAUUGAGUAGGAAGUCUUCUGGCACUGCCUCGAGCAUCCUUGCCACCCAGAAGGAGUUAUUUGAGGAUCUUGUGAAAGUGGAUAUAGAGUUGGGAGUGGACAGCUGUGUGUACCAAGAGAUCAUGCUUUUAAGGCGUGAGAUUAUGGGAGAUGCUCAUAAUACUAGUUACACAGUUCACCCAGGUAGCACCAAGAUGUAUCAUGACUUGCGUAGUACAUUUUGGUGGCGGAAUAUGAAGAGGGAGAUAGCUAGAUUUGUCUCACAACGCCUGACUUGCCAGAAAGUCAAGGCUGAACACCAAAGACUUCCUAGGAAGCUGCAGCCGUUACCUAUUCCCCAAUGGAAAUGGGAGAAUAUCACCAUGGACUUUGUGAUGGGUUUACCCACGGCCUUCCAUCCUCAAACUGAUGGGCAAUCUGAGAAAACUAUUCAGAUACUGGAGGAUAUGUUGAGGGCUUACAUACUAGAUUGGAAGGGUUCAUGGGAUCAACACUUAUCCAUGGCUAAAUUUGCUUAUAAUAAUAGUUACCAGUCCAGCAUCCGCAUGGCACCGUUUGAGACUUUGUAUGGUCGAAGGCAGAAAAGUUAUGCGGAUAGAAGGAGACGAGACCUUGAGUUUGAAGUCGGUGACCAUAUAUUUUUGAAGGUGUCACCCACUCGAGGUGUCCUUAGGUUUGGCAUCCGGGGAAAAUUGAGUCCGAGGUACAUUGGACCAUAUCCUAUCCUUGAAAGGGUCUGUGAAGUAGCUUGCCGAUUGGAGUUGCUUGGAAAUUUAGCCGGUGUUCAAGAUGUGUUCCAUGUGUCUUUACUUCGAAAGGAUAUUCCCGACUCGAGUUACAUCAUUGAUCUCGAACCCAUUCAACUUCAAGAAGAUCUCACUUAUGAUGAGCACCCGAUCCGUAUUUUAGAUUUCAAGGAGAGGGUAAUGCGGAGAAGGACUAUUCGUUUUGUUAAGGUCCUCUGAGAUAACCAUUCGGUUGAAGAAGCUAUUUGGGAGUUGGAAUCCAAGAUGAGGCAAGAACAUCCGCACCUCUUCCAAGAUUGAAGUUUAGGGGACUAAACUCUUUUUUAGGAG